This is a messenger RNA of Aspergillus sclerotioniger CBS 115572, 4408 nucleotides long. RefSeq names its product Cu(2+)-transporting P-type ATPase CCC2 (gene ctpA). Lineage: Eukaryota; Fungi; Ascomycota; Eurotiomycetes; Eurotiales; Aspergillaceae. Gene Ontology annotation, cellular component: membrane. Gene Ontology annotation, molecular function: ATP hydrolysis activity; P-type divalent copper transporter activity; ATP binding. The coding region runs from base 429 to 4007 and encodes 1192 amino acids. The record is from RefSeq and is a predicted model, not a curated record. The transcript has a single exon. Gene Ontology annotation, biological process: copper ion homeostasis; monoatomic cation transport.
UGGACGAGCCUUCCAUCAUUCUACGAUCUAAUCUAAGCCGGCCGGUGGAUGGUUGGAUCCGGCCUGGAAUGUCUUGCUCCUAGUGUUAUUGUCCAUUUUGAUUAGCCAUGUUCCCAGGUGUCUUAGGCUCUUAGCCUAGGUUCUUCCGUGUAGGCCAGCCAUGUCCGGGUCUCCUCCGUAGUUAGCCUGAGUCUGCUUUUCUCCUCAUUUAAUUUGUCGCUGCAGCAGCUUAAAAGGCUUGGCUUAUCCUUCCGUCGCAUCCGGUCCGACUGUUCCUUUAUCGAACGACCCUUGCGUGGGCUGUCCUUGUUGUCCCCUCCCUUUAUAAUACCAUUAUUGCCCCGGCCUUCUCCGCCCAAACGAACGUAUGCGAUAACAUACCGGACUCCGACGUCCUUGUCCGGCCUCUUCCAGCAAACCGGCGCAACAUGGCGGCCUCAUCCUCCGCUCUGCUAAGCGCCGUGGACGGUGCCUCUUCUGCAGGCCGAACAGCAGCCCACAUGGCUACCACAACCGUCAACGUGGAGGGGAUGACGUGCGGUGCUUGCACGUCCGCCGUCGAGGGCGCCUUCAAAGGGGUGGAGGGUGUCGGCGAGGUAACCGUCAGCUUGAUGAUGGGCCGGGCUGUGGUACAUCACGACCCGACACUGCUUCCUGCGGAAAAAAUCGCCGAGAUUAUCGAGGACUCCGGCUUCGAUGCAACGAUCAUCUCUACGGAUAGUGCGUCUAUGCCGGUAGACGGUUCCCGCGGUACCAGGGAUAAAGUGUUUCAGCUGUCAACCACGACUUUGGCGGUAGAGGGCAUGACGUGCGGCGCUUGCACCUCCGCGGUGGAAGGAGGAUUGAAGGAUACACCUGGUGUGAAAUCAGUCAAUGUCUCCCUGCUCUCGGAACGAGCAGUCGUGGAGCAUGAUGCUUCUCUCGUUACGCCGGACCAGAUUGCGGCUAUUAUAGAGGACCGUGGUUUUGGCGCUAAGGUGCUGGAAACUGCAGCGACCGAGAGUGCCCUCCGCACCUCGCUGGAUUCGCCAGCGUCUACGUCGUGCUUAAUGGUCACGACGGUGUCUAUAGAUGGUAUGACAUGUGGUGCUUGUACAUCGAGUGUACAGAAUGCCUUCCAUGGGGUGGAUGGUUUAGUGCAAUUUAACAUCAGCUUGCUUGCAGAGCGUGCGAUCAUCACUCACGACCCUACUACUCUUACGUCCAAAAAUAUCGUCAGCAUAAUCGACGAUGCCGGCUUCGAUGCAGCAAUUAUUUCAUCGGAAGCGCAGGCGCCCUCGUCAAAGGGCAUCAGCCGGGUCACUCUCAGCCUUCACGGCUUGCGUGACGCUGCCUCGGCCUCGGCCUUGGAAGACACUCUGCUCCAGAGACCCGGUAUCUCGUCGGCGUCUGUAAAUAUGGCCAACUUCCAGAUCACAUUGUCAUACGAGUCCUCGACGGUUGGCAUUCGUUCAAUCGUCGAAGAAAUUGAGGCGGCCGGGUACAAUGCGUUGCUGUCGCAGUCGGAUGACACCAAUGCACAGCUGGAAUCGCUCUCCAAAACCAAGGAGGUCCGGGAAUGGAAGCGGUCAUUUCUCUUUUCCGCUUCUUUUGCAGUCCCCGUGUUCCUGAUCAACAUGAUACUGCCCAUGUACCUUCCGGCCCUUGACUUUGGCCGUGUUCAACUCUGCUCCGGACUCUACCUUGGCGAUGUCGCCUGUCUGCUACUCACUAUCCCAGUACAAUUCGGCAUUGGAAAGCGGUUCUAUGUAGCCAGCUAUAAGUCCUUGAAACAUCGCUCCCCGACCAUGGACGUUCUCGUUAUGCUGGGCACAUCCGCUGCCUUCUUCUACAGCGUGUUUACGAUGGGUGUUUCUCUUUUAUUCAAAAAUGAUAUGCGGCCAAGUACGGUUUUCGACACGAGCACGAUGCUUAUAACCUUUAUCACUCUUGGAAGAUGGCUGGAGAAUCGGGCCAAGGGUCAAACAUCGGCUGCGCUCUCUCGACUUAUGUCUCUUGCGCCGUCGAUGACAACGAUAUACGACGACCCCAUUGCAGCGGAGAAACUCGCAGAGGAAUGGGACUCUGCCAAUACAGCCUCAAAGGAGCAGAAGUCGUCCUCAACUAAUGAGCGUUCAGGUCCCGGGCACAAGAUCAUCCCGACUGAACUCAUUGAAGUCGGGGAUGUUGUGCUCCUGCAUCCUGGUGACAAGGUGUCAGCUGAUGGCAUUGUCAUUCGAGGAGAGAGUUAUGUCGAUGAGAGCAUGAUUACUGGUGAAGCUCUGCCGAUCCACAAGGCCAAGGGCAGUGUUGUUAGCGCGGGUACGGUCAACGGCACGAGUUCUCUGGAUUUCAAGGUUACUCGAGCCGGCAAAGAUACUCAACUAAGCCAGAUCGUCAAGUUGGUCCAAGAUGCCCAAACCAGCCGGGCCCCUAUCCAGCGGAUGGCUGAUGUUGUUGCUGGCUAUUUCGUUCCUGCUAUCAUCAGUCUUGGUCUCGUUACCUUUUUCGGCUGGAUGUUCAUGAGCCAUAUCCUGCCUCAUCCCCCCAAGGUCUUCUUGGCUGAAAGCAACGGAGGAAAGUUUAUGGUCUGUCUCAAGCUCUGCAUUUCGGUCAUCGUCUUUGCCUGUCCAUGUGCUCUGGGUCUCAGCACCCCUACGGCUGUCAUGGUCGGCACUGGAGUUGGUGCGCAGCAGGGGAUCCUAGUCAAGGGCGGCGCUGUCCUGGAAGCCGCGACAAAGAUCAACCACGUAGUGUUCGACAAGACUGGGACUUUGACUACCGGGAAGAUGAGCGUGGCUGAAGCCAAAAUUGAAUCACACUGGACGACUAACGACUGGCGCCGUAGACUCUGGUGGCUGAUCGUCGGUCUUGCAGAAAUGAGCAGCGAACAUCCCAUUGGCAGAGCCAUUUUCUCUGCGGCUCAGACUGAAUCUGGUCAUCCAGGAGAAGGUGGUCUGCCAGGCAGCUUGGGAGACCUCGAAGCUUGCGUCGGAAAGGGAAUCUCUGCCCUAGUCGAGCCCACCUCCAGUGCUGAGCGUAUACGCUACCGUGUCUUGGUUGGAAACCUUCCCUUCUUGCGGUCGAGAGAUGUAUCCAUCCCCCAAUCGGCCGAGACCGAGAAUACCGAUAGCUUUACCCCCAAGUCUAAGGUCCCUGCCGGUAUUACACAAAUCCACGUCGCCAUCGAUAACCAAUACGCUGGUUCGAUCUUGCUCCGGGACACCGUGAAACUAACCGCACCUGCAGCAGUUGCCGCUCUGCAUCGCAUGGGAAUCACCACCUCACUUAUCACCGGUGACACCCAUGCCACCGCGGUGUCCAUUGCCUCGGCCGUGGGAAUCCCGAUAGAGGCAGUCCAUGCCUCCGUCUCCCCCUCCGACAAGCAGUCUAUAAUCGCCUCGAUGCAAGACUCCGGUGACCGGGUAGCCAUGGUCGGCGAUGGCAUCAACGACUCGCCCGCCCUGGCCACUGCAUCCGUCGGUAUCGCCCUUGCCUCAGGCACCGACGUUGCCGUAGAAGCAGCCGACAUCGUCCUCAUGCGACCCGACGACCUCCUCUCCGUACCAGCAAGUCUCUCUCUAUCCCGCUCAGUCUUCAACCGCAUCAAAUUAAACCUCAUGUGGGCCUGUCUAUACAACGUCAUCGGCCUCCCCUUCGCAAUGGGCCUCUUCCUCCCCUUCGGCUUCAUGCUACCCCCCAUGGCCGCCGGCGCCGCAAUGGCCGCUUCCAGCGUCUCCGUCGUCGUGAGCAGCUUGCUCCUCAAAUUCUGGCAACGACCCGGCUGGAUGGACGCCGAGAAGCUCCAAAAGGACCUCGAAACCGCCGAUGCCAGUUUCCAAGGCUCCCAGAAGAGCUGGUGGGAGGCCACCCUCUCCGUCACUGGCUCCAACGGCAGCAGGCGCUCAUUCCAAUGGGUUCGGGAUCUCGCCACAGACGCCUGGUCGUACAUGACCCACAAGAAGACAAGAGGCUCCAACCUAGACGAGGGCCACUACGUCCCUCUCCGAACGGUAGAACCGGUCUGAUCUACGUUCUACCUCCCGGUUAAUAAUCUCCUUGAAUGAAUAUGAAUCAGUAUCUAUAUAUGAUGGGUGGGUGUUCGGAUGUUAUGACCUCUUAAUGAUGAAUAUAAAGCCCCUUGAUGUUGUAUCUUGCUCUUUUAGCUUUUGUUUACAUGAUCUCGUGUCUGUGUAUGACAUUUUGCAUUGAUAUACCUCUUUUGCGUGCCUCUGAUGGUAGGCGCCCCCUGUUACAUGGGUUUGAUGGGACAUGACAUGAAUUGUGUGUUCCUUGUGUCUCAUCUUUGAACAUGACGCGCUAUGUAUGAUGAUAUUCGAACAUAUCAUAUCGGGUUUCGGCUUUUUUUUUGGAUACGUACAUUUGCUAUAGGACGGUGAAGAAAAAAGCCAAUGUCACGGUCGAGUCG